Molecule: messenger RNA, 2714 nt
Organism: Hevea brasiliensis (rubber tree)
Lineage: Eukaryota; Viridiplantae; Streptophyta; Magnoliopsida; Malpighiales; Euphorbiaceae
Product: probable disease resistance protein RF9
Exons: 4
Coding region: 57-2714 (885 amino acids)
Biological process (GO): defense response to other organism
Molecular function (GO): ADP binding
Source: RefSeq, a predicted model, not a curated record
CUAUAUCAGAUAGUCGCACUCUGCUCAGCACUUCAAUUCAAGAGGAGAGAAAUCAAAUGGAAAAUGGUAGUGUUUCCAUCAUUAGUAACAAGUUUUUUAACUGGCUUUCUGAACUAUCAGCUGGUAAUUUAGAAGAUCAGGUUAAAUCAAUGGAAAAAGAAGUAAUGCUAAUGCGUGCUUUACUUGAGGAUUUUCAAGCAACUGAGAAACCAAGCAGAAGACUGAAAGUAUGGCUGGAGGAAAUAAGAGGAAUUGCUGAUGAUGCAGAGGGUGUCAUUAAAACCUACAGCGAAAGAAGCCAAAAGGAUCUCUCAAACUAUGAGGAUAUGAUGAUUCGAAAUAAGAUUGCCAAUGACAUAAGUAGGGUCAUGAAUAAGAUUCGUGAUGUUUCAGAAAGAAGGGAAGCUUCAAACUCUAUUUUCCAUAGCCUAUGUCAAAGACGACCACCGCCUAAUAUCAUUGGCUUUGAUGAUGAUGUAUGUGCAAUUAAAAAACGGCUACUCACAGAUGAUAGAUACUGCUGCAUAAUUUCAAUUCUGGGUGAAGAAGGCACUGGAAAGACUACCCUUGCAAAAUUAAUCUAUAACGAUAUUGAGGUUAUGGAUCAUUUCCCUUUUCGAGCUUGGAUUUCUGUACCACAAGAGAACAGUGAUAGGGCAGUGCUGCAAGACAUACAGAAACAAGUUAUGGAUUAUCUUCGACAAAAAGGCAAAUGGAACAUGGAAGAAGAACCACUUGCUGCCUUGGAUGGUAGGUACCUGAUAAUCUUGGAUGAUAUCCGAAAAGCCCAAGUCUUGGAUUUUCUUAGAAAUGCAUUCCCAGAUAAAUUACCAAAUGAGGAGGAAAGUUGGAGCUUGUUUACUGGCACUUUGAAGGUAGAAAUCCCUCCAGAACUAGAGGAUAUUGGGAAAAAAAUUGUAAGAAGCUGUGGACGGGUGCGGCGAAAUAUUAUUCGUAUGGGGAAUCUGUUGUCCAAGAAUAGCGUGACUUAUGAAAAUUGGUCAAGAUUUCAGAUUGUUCCUGUUGACUUUGAGAUCCCUGCGAGAAGAUUGAUCACCCUGUGGGUUGCCGAGGGUUUUGUCAAUAAGAGAAUGGAUGAUGAACCUCCUGAACAUAUUGCUAGAAGGUACUUAAAGGACUUGAUAGAUAAAGAAAUGGUUCAAGUUGUGAAAGAAAAGUUUGAUGGAGGUGUCACAUGUCGUUUGUCCAAAGAGGGAGCUAAGUUCCUCCAAGACUAUGCUGAAGCGACUUCUGCAUUCUCUUCAAGCAUUCAUGGGCCUCGCCGUUUUGCUGAUCAUUAUAAUCAUAAGGACUUCCACUUUCAGCAUAUUCAUGGUGAUGACAGCGAUGCUCCUCUUGGAAGUCAGUAUACAGAUGUCCUCUCAUUUCUGUCUUUUGACCAUCGCAAGGGUAGCAAACCAGGAGAAGAUGUAAGAAAGUUUCUUCAUCGAUGCAUUUCCAGCAAGUGCUUCCUGUUGUUGCGUGUGCUUGAUCUUGAACGUGUUUUCAGACCCAAGUUUCCUAAGGUAUUUGACAAAUUACUCCAGCUGAGAUACCUUGGCUUAAGAUGGACUUACUUAGAGGAACUUCCACCAUUUGUAAGCAACUUGCUUAAACUCCAAACUCUGGAUGUGAAGCACACUUAUAUCAGUACUCUUCCACAUUCUAUCUGGAAAAUGCAACGGCUGCGACAUUUAUACUUAAGCGAGAGCUACCGCAGUAGAUUUGAGCCUAAACCAAGCAGCAGCUCUCUAAGGGAGCUUCAAACAUUGUGGGGUGUGUUCAUAGAUGAGGAGAGCCCUGUGAAGAAUGGUCUGAAAACAUUGUUAAAUCUUCGAAAACUGGGAUUGGCAUGCCGAAUAAUGUUGUCCCAAAAGAAACAGAUGUUGUCGCAAAUUGAGGCUGUGGCUGAUUGGAUUCUGGAACUGAAAGACCUUCAAUCAUUAAGGCUGAGAUCAUUUGAUGAACUUGGUGAACCUUGGUACCUGCCACUAAAAGACUUGUCAAAACUCAAAAGUCUCUCUAGUAUGUACUUGCUGGGAAGGUUAAAAUUUGAGUUUGUUAAAUCUGGAAUUCCUGAAAGCCUCACUUACCUAACAUUGUCAGCAUCACGACUAAAGAUAGAUCCAAUGCAUAUGCUACAACACCUUCACAAUCUGAAAAAGCUCAGAUUGUUCUCGGAUUCAUUUGUAGGAAAAACCAUGUGCUGCUCUUCUGGAAUAUUUCCUCAUCUUCAAGUCCUGAAACUAUGGAACCUGGAGCAUCUAGAGACAUCGAAUAUGACAAAAGGCGCACUGCCAGAACUGACAGACUUAGAGAUUAGAUCCUGCAGGCAAUUGAAGAUGCUUCCCAAGGAAGUGCAAUGCAUGAAGAAUCUUAAGAUAUUGAGAUUGACAGACAUGCUUUUCCAGAAGAGCAUGCACUGCUAUUCUGGAAGCUUUCCUCAACUAUUAGUGCUGAAACUGGAGAACCUAAAGCAUCUACAGAUAUGGACCGUGGCCAAAAGCGCACUCCCAAAACUGAGUCACUUGGAGAUUAAAUCCUGCAGCCAAUUGAGGAUGCUUCCCAAGGGAUUGCAACACAUGAGGAAUCUUAAGAUUUUUAGGGUGAAAAACAUGCCACAGGAAUUCACUUAUAGGAUUGAAGAAAAUCAAGGCCUGGAUUGGUAUAAAAUUGCUGUAGACCCUUAUUUUGUGACGAGCUAUCUUUGGUAA